Molecule: messenger RNA, 939 nt
Organism: Onychomys torridus (southern grasshopper mouse)
Lineage: Eukaryota; Metazoa; Chordata; Mammalia; Rodentia; Cricetidae
Gene: Arl2
Product: ADP ribosylation factor like GTPase 2
Exons: 5
Coding region: 90-644 (184 amino acids)
Biological process (GO): protein folding
Cellular component (GO): cytoplasm; microtubule cytoskeleton
Molecular function (GO): GTP binding; GTPase activity
Source: RefSeq, a predicted model, not a curated record
GCGGGCCCAAGCACCGGCCUGGCCAAUAGGAACCGGGAGCGGGGUCCCGGGACUAGAAGAAACGGCGGCCGGGAGGGGGCUACGGGAUCAUGGGGCUUCUGACCAUUCUGAAGAAGAUGAAGCAGAAAGAGCGAGAGCUGCGGCUGCUCAUGCUUGGCUUGGACAAUGCUGGCAAAACAACCAUCCUCAAGAAGUUCAACGGGGAAGAUGUGGACACCAUCUCCCCAACACUGGGCUUCAACAUCAAGACCCUAGAGCACCGGGGAUUCAAACUGAACAUCUGGGAUGUGGGCGGCCAGAAGUCUCUGCGUUCCUACUGGCGGAACUACUUUGAGAGCACAGACGGCCUCAUCUGGGUGGUGGACAGUGCCGACCGCCAGCGCAUGCAGGACUGUCAGCGCGAGCUGCAGAGCCUGCUGGUGGAGGAGCGCCUGGCUGGAGCAACCCUCCUCAUCUUUGCAAACAAGCAGGACCUGCCUGGAGCACUGUCCUCUAAUGCUAUUCAGGAGGCCCUGGACCUGGCCUCCAUCCGCAGCCACCACUGGCGCAUCCAGGGCUGCAGUGCCGUCACUGGGGAGGACCUGCUGCCUGGCAUCGACUGGCUCCUUGAUGACAUUUCCAGUCGUGUCUUUACUGCCGACUGAGCUUCUUCAGUGUCCCCAGCUCACUGUCCAGGCCCCUCCCCUCAUCAGACACCAGCUUUGGGGGACAGGCACCAGCCGGCCAGACUAACACUCCCAACCCCGCCGUGAUCUGCUGCUGCUACUGCUACCCACUGCUGCUCCCCCUCCAGGCCAGGGCUGUCACCCUGGCUCCCAAAGUGGCCUCCAGCUGCCAUGCCAAAAGGAAAGGCUGAACUGGGAGGGACUACCUGCUGCUACCAAGGUCCUAGGUGUCGCCUCUGUCCAGCAGUGAGAAUAAAACAUUCCUUUCCCAGUU